CGCGAAAUAAUUUGAGAUUUCGUGGGUCGUCGACUUCACGCAACGACAACGUACGCUGCAUUAUCUUGAAAAAGUUAAAGGCCAACUUUUAAAUAAGGUACCGUAAGUUCAUUUUCAUUAGCUGUUAUUGAAGAGUGAAAUUUCACAAUGUCUGGACAGCAAAGUGAUGUGGUUGAGACCCUCUCAGCAUCAGAUGAGAUGAUGGAAUCACUUCCCUGUAGCCAACCAGGGGUCCUGACACCUGAGAAACUGAAAGAAGCAGAAAUGGCAUCUACUGGUGAUGAAGCAAGUGAAUGUCAGAUGCCUGGCGGAACAUCUGGUCGAACAUCCCCAGCCAGUAGUACUGGACAGAUCAGUGAUGUAAACGUUAGUAAUGAUGAGAUCAUGAUCACUGACAGUAUGCUUGCUGAAGAAGAGAAAUUGAAACAGAAUGCCGAAGAAGACCAGAAAUUACAGGAGUUUGAGUCUGGUGAUAGUUGGAAAAAGGAAUUGGAGGAGCAGCGAUACAAGAGACUUCAGCAUCUCCUUCAGAAAAGCAGCAUUUAUACUAACUUUCUUCUCACUAAGAUGGAUGAACAACAAGCUAAAGAGCGCAAGAGACAAGAAAAACAGGCUCAGAAAAGGAAAGAAGAGGAAAAGAGGCAAAAGAAAGAGAGGGAAGAAAAAGAUGAUAAAGAGAAGCUUGAUACUCCUAAAAGGUCAAGAAGAAGUGGAAGAAAACAGGACGUAGAUAGUAGUCAAGAAAGUGGUAGUCAAGAAGGAGCAGGAAAGAAAAUCUCAAAGGGCAAAACACAAAAUAGUGAAACAGAUUUAGCCAAGAGGGGCAAGAAGAGAAAGGCAGAGACAUAUUCCAUUGCUGAUUAUUUGGACAAAGAGGUGCUGACCAAUACAUCAAAGAAGCAGAAUGUAGAUUGCACAGACAAGGAGGCCGAUACAACAAUAGAUGCUGUUGGUGAUGAGACUGUCAAAGGUAGUAAGAGUGGCUUUGUUGAUACAUUCAGUAGAGAGAUUAAUGGGGAGAAAGUCUCUGAUCUGCAGCCUGUACUCUUCUCUGGUGGUGUGCUUAGGAAAUAUCAACUGGAUGGCAUGGAGUGGCUCAAGGUGUUGUAUGAGAAUGGUGUCAAUGGUAUCUUAGGUGAUGAAAUGGGACUUGGUAAGACUAUACAGUGUAUAGCUCUAUUUGCCUAUGUGAUUGAGAUGGGAGUACCUGGUCCAUUUCUAGUGUGUGCCCCACUGUCAACUCUCCCUAACUGGGUGUCAGAAUUUCAGCGUUUCACCCCAAAGAUUCCAGUGUUGCUAUACCAUGGUACCAAAGAUGAAAGAACUAAGAAGAGAAAGCAGAUUAGGAAGAAGAUUGGUGAGCACCAAUCUCACCCUAUUGUCAUUACAUCAUAUGAGAUUGUCAUGAAUGACAGAACUCAUCUACAAGGAUUACAGUGGAAGUACGUCAUCGUAGAUGAGGGACAUCGUAUCAAGAAUCUCAACUGCAGACUUAUUAAGGAACUAAAGAUGUACCAGACAGCAAAUCGUCUUCUCUUGACAGGUACACCUCUACAGAACAAUCUUGCUGAACUCUGGUCUAUGCUUAAUUUUCUCUUGCCAGAAGUCUUUGAUGAUCUCAAUACAUUCCAAUCUUGGUUUGAUUUCUCCACCCUAUCUAAGGAAGGUGGUGAUGAGGCUAUCAUUGCCCAGGAAAGAGAACAACAUGUCAUAUCAAUGCUUCAUCAGAUAUUGACUCCUUUCUUACUGCGCCGCUUGAAGGCUGAUGUGGACCUGAUGAUACCACCCAAGAAAGAGCUCUUAGUCCAUGCCCCUCUCACCAAACACCAAGAAGAGUUUUAUAAAUACACUCUGGACAAGACUAUCAUGGACAGGAUACAGGAAAGAGAUGAGCCCACUCCUACUCCUAUUGAGCUGACACCUUCUGGGCGCCCAAAGAGAAGAGCCAAGAAUGUCAACUAUGCUAUCAUGAUGGAAUCUGGAAAGAAAGAGAAAGAGAAGAAAAGCAAGCAGAGGAUCAACUUUGAAAAGGAAGAAAAUGAAAUUAUCCAGUGGGUGGAGAUGAUUGAGAAACAACUAGAAAAGGAAGAGAAAGUUACAAAGGCUAAGAAAGCUGAAUCUUCAGUUGUAAACAUCAAACUCCAGAAUGUAAUGAUGCAGCUGAGAAAGUGUUGUAAUCAUCCGUAUCUCCUAGAGUACCCUCUAAUAGAAGCUACAGGGGAGUAUCGGGUAGAUGAAGAGCUGGUUACUUCCUGUGGCAAGAUGAUGGUGGUGGAUAGGCUCCUUCCUGCUCUCAAGGAGAGGGGUCAUAAGGUUUUGAUAUUCUCUCAGAUGACAACGAUGAUGGAUAUCCUAGAAGACUAUUGUCAUUUGAGAAGUUAUCAAUACUGUAGACUGGAUGGCAGUACAUCUAUAGAGGACAGGCAGGCAAGAAUGAAAGAAUUCAACACAGACCCAGAUGUAUUCUUGUUCUUGUUGAGUACUCGGGCAGGUGGUCUUGGAAUCAACCUUACAGCAGCUGAUACUGUUAUCAUCUAUGACAGUGAUUGGAAUCCACAGAGUGACCUUCAGGCUCAAGAUAGAUGUCAUCGUAUUGGUCAGACCAAACCAGUAAUCAUCUAUAGACUGGUCACUGCUAAUACUAUUGAUCAGAAGGUUGUAGAGAGAGCUGCUGCUAAACGCAAGUUGGAGAAGAUGGUCAUUCAUCAAGGUAAAUUCAAAGGAGGCAAGAGCAACCUGGCAAAGGACCACAAAGCACUGAUUAAUCCGAAGGAACUCUUGGAUCUCCUGCGUUCCUCUGAUCACAGUGGUGAGGUGAAGAAUGACAAAGGUAUCAGUGACAGCGAUCUCCAGCUCCUUCUGGACAGGUCUGACCUCAUUGCACAGCAGAACAGGAGGAAUGGCAAGCAAGUUGAAGAGUCAAAGGUCAAAGAAUUUCCAGAAUGGCUCAAGGUUAUUCAAGGUACAGAAGAAAUGGAGAUGGAAGCCUGAAAAGCCUUUGAAUGUUCUGCUGUCAAGUUCUUAGGUGUUCCUGCAAUUUCUGCUGGUUCGCUCUUUACUAAGUGCAGUUUCAUUCUUUCAUUUUCUGGUGGAAUGUUUACCACUAGUUCAAUUCUUGGCCUUUAUAAGCUCCAAACAUUGGACAGAACAUUGUAAUGUCUGUAAAACGAGACAAGAUUGUUAAACCAGUGUCAGGCAGACAGCCUAUAAAAACAGUACUAUAUUAUCAGGUCAUUCUUUCAUCAUUUGCCUUGUUCUAAUUUUCAUGCUCAUACCAUCAUAUGUGAGUCACCUUGAAAUAUGUGAUAAAAAUGUUUCUUGAAUGGAAACAAGGAGACAACUUCUGAGUGGUUUAUAUGUCCAUGUGCCAAAUGUGUCAUGUAUAAGUAGUGCAGAUAUGAAUUUGUGAAACUAACACAUCGCCUUCUGAGUGGAGUUAUUGACAAUCAUUUAAAGGGAAAUGAAACCUUUGGAAUAAGUAGGCUUGUGUCGAAACAGAAAAAUCAAAGAAUAAGAACAAAGAAAGU
Lytechinus variegatus (green sea urchin) is the source of this 3527-nucleotide messenger RNA. Its product is annotated as lymphoid-specific helicase-like. The transcript is spliced from 19 exons. Gene Ontology annotation, cellular component: nucleus; pericentric heterochromatin. Lineage: Eukaryota; Metazoa; Echinodermata; Echinoidea; Temnopleuroida; Toxopneustidae. The record is from RefSeq and is a predicted model, not a curated record. Gene Ontology annotation, biological process: DNA methylation-dependent constitutive heterochromatin formation; negative regulation of gene expression via chromosomal CpG island methylation; lymphocyte proliferation. The coding region runs from base 148 to 2991 and encodes 947 amino acids. Gene Ontology annotation, molecular function: ATP-dependent chromatin remodeler activity; ATP binding; chromatin binding.